This is a messenger RNA of Pneumocystis jirovecii RU7, 1062 nucleotides long. RefSeq lists its product as uncharacterized. The record is from RefSeq and is a predicted model, not a curated record. The transcript is spliced from 5 exons. Lineage: Eukaryota; Fungi; Ascomycota; Pneumocystomycetes; Pneumocystales; Pneumocystaceae. Bases 1 to 1062 code for a protein of 353 amino acids. Gene Ontology annotation, molecular function: actin filament binding; structural constituent of cytoskeleton. Gene Ontology annotation, cellular component: actin cytoskeleton; Arp2/3 protein complex. Gene Ontology annotation, biological process: actin filament polymerization; Arp2/3 complex-mediated actin nucleation.
AUGUUAGAAUUACCUGAUGAUUUUUUAAUGAGGUUAUAUAAUUUAAGAAAAAAAUAUCGUAACGUUGGACUGUCAGUGAAAAAUAAAGAAAUAAAAAUAAAACAGCUAGAGAGCAGAUUUAUGAAAGAUAUAACAAGCCAUCAUAUUAUCCUUGAGUCUAUUAUAGAGAAAUGGAUUUUCAGAAAGAUAACAUCUUCAAUUGAUCAAGUAAUUUCAGAUUUUGAUGGAGUAAUAUAUCAUAUUUCAACACCAGAAACGAAAACAAAGAUGCUUAUAUCUAUGCGGAUCCGCUGUUAUGCUAGUUUAGUUAAAUAUAAUGCUCUAACAGUUCUCGAAAGAUAUUAUGGAAAAAUGAUUGUUUCACCAGAAAAUAAAUAUGACUUUUCUCUUUGCAUUGAUCUUGAGACUCUUUCUGAUGAUGAGAAAGAAAAAAAUGAUCUUAUUCGUUCAAUUGGUUUACUUAAAAGGAAUAUGCUUGCAGCACCUUUUGAGAUGGCAUUUAUGCAGCAAGAGCUUUUGGCAAAAGAACAAGAAAGUGCCAAAGAAACUAUAAAUAAAGUAGGAGAAGUCAUGGAGAUACCUUAUAGAGAAGAAGAAGCUAUUUUUAUUAUUCCAUCCUUUGACAGAGUAACGGUUAUUUUUAGUACGAUUUUCAGAGAAGAAACAGAUAGAAUUAUUGGUAAAGUGUUUUUGCAAGAAUUUGUGGAUGCACGCAGAAGACCUGCUAUUCAGAAUGCACCUCAAGUUUUAUAUUCUUAUCGCGAUCCACCUUUAGAAAUUCAAGCACUAAAAAAUUCAAAUAGAUGCGAAAAUAUAGGCUAUGUGACUUUUGUUUUAUUUCCUCAACAUUAUACACCUGAAAAAAGAGAAAAUUGUAUUACAAAAAUUCAGUUAUUUCGAAAUACACUACACUAUCAUAUCAAAGCAUCCAAAGCACAUAUGCAUGGGCGUAUGCGAGCAAGGGUGACAGCGUUUUUGAAGGUUUUAAAUAGAGCUAAAUUAGAAAACCCAGAAAAAGAGAAAAAAACGGCAUCAGGAAGGAGCUUUGUCAUAUCUAAAUGA